Messenger RNA from Chroicocephalus ridibundus (black-headed gull), 1204 nucleotides. RefSeq names its product RAB15, member RAS oncogene family (gene RAB15). The record is from RefSeq and is a predicted model, not a curated record. Gene Ontology annotation, molecular function: GTPase activity; GTP binding. Gene Ontology annotation, biological process: Rab protein signal transduction. NCBI's taxonomy places the organism in Eukaryota, Metazoa, Chordata, Aves, Charadriiformes, Laridae. The coding region runs from base 678 to 1175 and encodes 165 amino acids. The transcript has 7 exons.
GAAAACGGCGGGCACUGGGGAACUGGGAGCACCAGGGAAAGGGAAAACCGUGGGCACCGGGGAACCGGGGGUACCGGGCAUCCGCGGCACUGGGGAACCGGGAGAACCGGGGAAUUGGGGAGCUAUGGGCACUGGGAAACGGGAAAACCGUGGGAACUGGGGAACCGGGAGCAUCGGGCAGCCGCAGCACCGGGAAACUGUGGGCACCGGGGAACCGAGAAACCCUGGCACCGGGGAACCGGGCAGCCGUGGCAUCGGGGAACCGGGAGCACUGGGCAACAGCAGCACCGGGAAACCGGGGGAACAGAGGAGCCGGGAGCACCGGACAGCCGCAGCACGGGGGAAUCGGGAAACCGGGAGCACCGGGGAGCCCCAGCACUGGGCAGCCUCGGCAGUGGGAAACUGGGAGCACUGGGGAAAGGGGAAACUCUGGGCACCGGAGAGAUGCGGCACCGGGAAACCGGGAAAUUAGGGCCACCGGGAAGCUGUGGCACCGGGGAACCGGCAGCACCGGGAGCACUGGGGAGCUGCGGCAGCGAGGCACCGGGAAACUGGGGGCAGUGAGGAACCGGGGCAGUGGGCAGCCACAGCACCGGGGAACUGGGAAACUGGGAACACCGGGCAGCCGCAGCACCGGGAAACCACGAGCACCGGGGAGCCACGGCGUCGACUUCAAGAUGAAGACCAUCGAAGUGGACGGCAUUAAGGUGCGGAUACAGAUCUGGGACACGGCAGGCCAGGAGCGGUACCAGACCAUCACCAAGCAGUAUUACCGGCGGGCACAGGGCAUCUUCCUGGUGUACGACAUCGGCAGCGAGCGCUCCUACCAGCACAUCGUGAAGUGGGCCAGCGACGUGGACGAGUACGCGCCCGACGGCGUCCAGAAGAUCCUCAUCGGGAACAAGGCGGACGAGGAGCACAAGAGGCAAGUGGCCAAAGAGCAAGGGCUGCAGCUGGCCAGGGAGUACGGGAUGGACUUCUACGAGACCAGCGCCUGCAGCAACCUCAACAUCAAGGAGUCCUUCACGCGGCUGACGGAGCUGGUGCUGCAGGCGCACCGCAAGGAGCUGGAGGGGCUGCGGGGCCCCCCCCGCGCCCCCACCUUGGCCCGCCUGGAGGAAGAGGAGCAGCAGCCCCCCGGCAGCGAGGACAGCCCCAGAGCCUGCUGGUGUUGAAGCACGGGCCCCCCCGCUCCCCGACCCCC